Messenger RNA from Ostrinia nubilalis (European corn borer), 1341 nucleotides. RefSeq names its product pupal cuticle protein Edg-84A-like (gene CPR133). Bases 83 to 601 code for a protein of 172 amino acids. The transcript is spliced from 4 exons. Lineage: Eukaryota; Metazoa; Arthropoda; Insecta; Lepidoptera; Crambidae. The record is from RefSeq and is a predicted model, not a curated record. Gene Ontology annotation, cellular component: extracellular matrix.
AUAAGUUGUUCGCACGUGGUCAGUAAUUUACAUUGCCCGUACUUGUUUCUGUGUGGUGUGAUUUCAGUCAAGUGAAAAAAAAAUGGCGUUUUUGUUUAAAGCCCUGCCAAUCAUGGUGCUGAUGACGUCAACCCUGGCGCAAUUCGAGGAGUACGGCUUCGAGGGCCACGGGCUGGAAGGCUACCACAAGAAAGCAGUGUCACACCACCAGCAGAGCAUCGAUGGACACCAUGAUGACUACGAUUUGGACUACCACGCGCACCCUAAAUACGCGUUCGACUACUCAGUAAAGGACCCGCACACGGGAGACGACAAGGAGCACUGGGAGACCAGGGACGGAGACAAGGUCAAGGGCACAUACACCCUCCUAGAGACUGACGGCACAAAACGCGUGGUGGAAUACGAAGCCGACGACAAGAACGGCUUCAAUGCCAUCGUGCAUAAGAUCGGAACCCCCAAGGAACACGAGGAGUACAAACCCCAGAAGCACUACGAGGAGUACAAACCUCAAAAGCACUUUGAGGAGUACAAGCCCCAGUACCACGAGUUCAAUAACUUUGAGGAUGGGUUCGUGCCGGUUGCUGGAGGAUUCGAACACUAAUAAAAGUAAAUUAUAAAUUAUAGGAUGAAAUCUUUUGAGUCUGAAAGAAGUCUACUAUGGAACGAUUAUGUGAAAAUCAUUUUAGGAGUCAUGUGAUUCUAUCAUGAUUACUUCAUAGGUUACAGUCAUUUGAUUGCAAUAGACAGCACUUAUUUUAUAGCUAAAAUUGUAGCAUCUUAUAAUGCAAGUACAUAAGCGCUAUUUUACAACGAAAAUGUCGUCUGUACCAAAUGACCUAAAUUUCGUAUCAUAGUGUGUGCUUUCAGACUGACAAGAUUUUCGCACUUGACAUACCUAGACUGUUAAAAAAUAAGCCCAUACAUAAUACAAACGUUUCUAUUACAAAUAAUUUAUUAACAAACUGUAUUAUUUAUAAAGGACAUAAUUGCGAUGUGCAUUUAUCGGAACACUGAAAUUUUCAUUCAAAUUACUUGUAAACGUAUGGGCUCUAUUGUUGAAAUUUUAUAGAUACCUAAGCUUUAAUAGUUGUACUUAUUUGAAUGUUUUUAUCUUUUCGAAUGAUAAAUGUAUGCUUUAGCUUUUAUACAAAAUCAACGAUAAACAAUUUAGAAACGAUUUCUAAGGAAGAAUCGAAGUAUUCUCUCGAGUGGUAUAAGAAUGAGCUUUUAAAAGAAGCUGUACUGUAAUUUGCUUAAGACUGCUGUUGUUACUGUUUUCAUGUUUUAAUUAGUGUUUAAGCGUUGUACAAAACUCUUACGAUUUGAAUAAAUCUUGAAAAU